Messenger RNA from Prorocentrum cordatum, 801 nucleotides. The record is from the annotation of a GenBank genome assembly. Lineage: Eukaryota; Dinophyceae; Prorocentrales; Prorocentraceae.
AUGGCCGUUGACAAUGUGAACACGUACUCCGUCUUUCUUGUGAAACGUGACGCAAGAGAUGAGCUCGGCAUUGGGAUGCGGCCAACGGAUGGCCAACGUGCAGCCGAGGUCGUCAAGAUCGAAAGAGGUCUAGUGAGUAGAUGGAACAGGCUCUGCCCAGCUUGGAGUGUGCAAGAGCAGGAUGAAAUCAUCAAAGCCAAUGCGGUCGCUGGUGAUGUCAAGUCGGUUGUCAAGGAAAUCCGAAGCAGCAGCGAAGUCAUGUUGAAACUACGGCGCAAGCGGGUAGCAUUGCGAAGAUUGGCAGAUCCAGAGGCGAUGAAGGAUAAGGCUAUGAUGCAUGCUCUCGCGAUGAAGUUCAUUGAAGCAUGCAGACGCUACUCGGGCGAACCUCCAUUGCUCGCUAUCUUGGCUAUACUCACCGGUACAAUUCUCUUUGAUGCAGACGUCGAACCAUUGUAUAGCUACUUGUCUCCACACCUGAAAGCCAUGAUCCCAAGGCUCACCCUUUACCAAGCAGCUCAGAUUCUUUGGCUUUUGAGUAUACAAGACGUGUUUCACGACCAGUCCAUUGUGAACGGUCUUGCCAACCAAGUUGUACUGCGUCUCCGAAAUACCGCCAUCGCCGACAAGCAUAAGAUCUAUAUCCCGGGCACUGUCGGCGCGCUGAGGAUGUUGCGCUUUGAACCCUCAUCAGAGGUCAUGCGAGAAUUGAAGUCGACAGCUGAGCGACUUGGCAUCACCGACCAGGAACUGGAUCGUCCUCAAAACCAUGCUCGCUUAAUGCUCAGAGGCAAGGAGUAA